AAAAAUUCUCUGAAACUACUGGACUAAAUUAAUCCAAACUUGGCCACAAUCAUCAUUGGGGUAUCUAGUUUAAAAAUGUGUCCAGUGAACUGGCCAACCAACCAAAAUAAUUAUGUGAUUUUUUGCCAACAUAUAUAUUUGAUGUUUGAUUUAUUGUUUGCAUUUUCUGUUUUCAGCUGUAAGCCAGAAGAUUUUGUAGCAGUUCAUCUUUCUGCAAAAAAGAAAAAUAACCAAGUGUUUGUAGCAAAGGUUCUACAAGUUGAUGAGGAAAUCCAAGUAAGAUUCUUGAAACAAGUAGUUGGUGGUGCCUACAUAUAUACAUGGCCCGUGAAGGAUGAAAUUUAUUGGCAAUCAGCGCAGGAUAUUAUCAAAAAGCUGUCACAACCAACACUUCUUCCAGGAAGAGGCCUGAGAUUGCUUUUCAGCAGUGAAGAACUAGAGAUUUGCAAGAGAAUCUCUGUUUCAAAAUAAUCAACUAAAACAAUGUUGUACUGAUGACAUUUUGUUGUGUUCAUUUUGUUUGUUAAAAAUGUUAAAAUUUGUUUACUAUAAUGUUCAAUAUUUGUGAGAACUUCAAUGUUGGUAACAUUUUAGACAUAGUUACUUGUAAUAGAUUAGUAUUAUUCCAUGCUUUAUGUCUUUGAGCAUAUCAUUCAUAAAAACUUUUGAGAUUUUAUCAUAAAAUUUGAAAAUUAAUUUUCAAUUUAAAAAAAUGUCAGGAGUGUAACAUAUGUCAAUUCAAUUUUUCUAUGUCAUUUACAGCUGUUUACAGUAUCAACUAUUUCAUAAGUUAUAAGAAAUGAAAACAAACAACAUAAAACACUAGUUCAAAUAUAUAAAUAAAUUAAAA
Molecule: messenger RNA, 850 nt
Organism: Mytilus trossulus (common blue mussel)
Lineage: Eukaryota; Metazoa; Mollusca; Bivalvia; Mytilida; Mytilidae
Exons: 2
Coding region: 76-471 (131 amino acids)
Source: RefSeq, a predicted model, not a curated record